GCUGUGGCUGCUGUUCCUGCUGUUACAAGUUUUCUUCUUCUCUCGGCUUUCUCUCCUCGACCGAACAAGGUGUGUGCUUGGUGCGUUCCGCUGUAGGUUUGCAGCAAUUUUCACAAAAGUUUCAAAGUCGAGUUUUGAAACACCACAAUUUUGGUGUUAAACUAUUAUAUUCUACUUCCAUCAAAGCUCAAGUGUAAAGUGAAACGUAAAGCGAGUGUUUGUAGACGAAAGUGAGGCUGACAGUGCGAAAUUCAAUUGAACUAGAAAAUUUCUUCAUUCGACGCCAUCUUUUUUUCAUCGAGUGUGCCCCAAAGCGGAGCACCAAAAGUGCAGCAGUAGCACCACAAGUUUUUCUUAUUCCCAGAAGCCAAUCGCAGCAUACUCGUUCAACUAAACGUUCCGUCGUGUUGCAUUGUUCGAAAAUUGCUGUAACCGUGAGAGCACAGGAAAUACAGCGCAGCACCAACUACAAGCAAAGCGGAGAAGGAAAAACUAUAGUGUAAAGUGCUAUAAUAGUGACUAGUUGCAGCAGUAUUAAAGUUUUUUUUUCUGCUAACUUGUUUCUGUCGGCUUCGCAAGGAAGAGAAAGCCCGAGAAGGUGAGAUUUAAAUUUUUGCAGAUUUAACAACAUGCAAUUCCAAGGAAACGGUCAACCCCAUCCGGGAGGAUUCCGUCCACGUAGUGACAAACCGGACUUCUACGGUGGUGGUGGCGGUGGUCCCGGCGGCAAGCCACAUUUCAUGAACAAACCUGGUGGACCUCCACCAAUUCCUCCGUUUAAUCCGAAUGCGUACGGUGGACCAAAACCAAUGUACGGUAGCGGUCCCAAUGGACCAUCCGGAGGUCCCGGGGGGUUUAACAAGUUCCGCAGCAACAACUUUGGCGGGCCUACCGGAGUUGGAGGAAUGCCAAUAAAAAAAGAAUUCGGCGGACCAAAGUUGUACGGUAGCGGUCCGGGAAUGAAUGGCAGCGGAAAGCCCUUUUUUGAUAAACCGUUAGAUUCGUUCGGAGGCCCGAAAAAGUAUAACUCUAUGCCAAAUUCGUACGGCAACCGCAACGGUUACGGACCAAAACCUGAUUUCAACAACAUGAGUAAAGAAGAUCGUGCUAAAAUCCAAUCGCUUAAAGCGAAAUUCCCUGGUCAAGCAUUGGUUCCACCAAUCUGGGAAGAUCUGGAACCAUUCCAGAAAGACUUCUAUGUACCACAUCAAAAUGUUAUAAAUCGAUCUCCAGAAGAAGUCCAAUCAUUCCGUGAACGAAUGCAAGUCACAGUUAUGGGCAAUAGCGUACCACAUCCAGCGCAAAAUUUUGAAGAAGGCAAUUUCCCAGAUUUCGUAAUGAAUGAAAUCGAAAAGCAAGGCUUCCCAUCCCCGACAGCCAUUCAAGCGCAAGGUUGGCCAAUAGCAUUAUCUGGUCGAGAUUUGGUCGGAAUCGCGCAAACUGGAUCCGGCAAGACGCUUGCCUAUAUGUUACCCGGUAUCGUCCAUAUUGCAAACCAGAAACCACUACAACGAGGAGAAGGUCCCAUAGUUCUAGUGCUUGCCCCAACUCGUGAGCUAGCUCAGCAAAUCCAGACCGUAGUGAGAGACUUCGGUACACACUCUAAGCCGCAAAUUCGGUAUACUUGCAUCUUCGGUGGCGCGUUGAAAGGACCACAGGUACGCGACUUGGAGCGUGGUGUUGAGGUAGUUAUUGCAACUCCUGGUCGUCUAAUCGACUUCCUAGAGCGCGGUAUUACCAAUCUCCGUCGAUGCACAUAUCUUGUGUUAGAUGAAGCGGAUCGUAUGUUGGACAUGGGUUUUGAACCUCAGAUUCGCAAAAUUAUCGAGCAAAUUCGACCGGAUCGGCAAGUACUGAUGUGGUCUGCAACUUGGCCCAAAGAGGUUCAAGCGCUGGCGGAAGACUUUUUACAUGACUACAUUCAAAUUAACAUUGGAUCGCUUAAUCUGUCUGCAAAUCAUAAUAUUCAUCAGAUUGUUGAUAUUUGCGAGGAAAACGAAAAAGAGGGAAAACUUCUAGCACUACUGAAAGAAAUAGCAAGCGAUGCUAACAACAAAAUAAUCAUCUUCGUGGAAACAAAAAAGAAGGUAGAAGAUUUGCUCAAAAACAUUGUCAGAGACGGGUACGGAGCAACUUCUAUCCACGGGGACAAGUCCCAGUCGGAGCGUGAUUAUGUGCUACAGGACUUCAGGCACGGAAAAAGUACCAUUUUGGUAGCAACAGAUGUGGCAGCUAGAGGACUUGACGUGGAAGAUGUGAAAUAUGUUAUCAAUUUUGAUUACCCCAAUUCGUCAGAAGAUUACAUUCAUCGCAUUGGUCGUACAGGACGUUGUUCUUCAUUUGGAACGGCUUACACUUUCUUCACUCCAGGCAACGGUCGUCAGGCAAGGGAGCUGCUUUCGGUUCUGGAAGAAGCAGGACAGCAACCUACUACGGAGCUGAUUGAGAUGGCAAAACAGGUUCCCGGAGGAAAGGGUGGGCGCUGUCGAUAUAAUGUACGAGGAGCAUUGACAUCCAGUAAUUAUGGUUAUGGUCGCCCGGAUCAGAAUGGUUUUGGAGGCUCAAGAAUGUUCCCGAAAAAACCAUUUGAAAAUCGAUUUGGUGGACCGCCAAGCAACGGUGGCCUUGGAGGAAACCGUUUCAAUAGCAUGAAUGGUCCGAGCAAGUUUGGUGGACCCGGUGGAUAUCGCAGCGGAGGAGAUAGCUGGAACAAGAACGCUAAUGGCGGCGGUGGCUAUCAACAGCAGCAGCCACAGCAACCGCAACCACAACAGCAGACUGGACAACAGCUUUAUGAACCUCAUCAACAAAUGCGAUACCAUCCAAAGAACAUUUAUCAGAAUCACAAUCAGUAUGAAGAUUUUUCCAAUCAAAUGGUUGGCGGGGCACCACAAGCUUUUGGUGGCCAUAACGGAACACGUUUUUAUCAAAAUAAGCCCCAUCAGGGUGGUGGUGGCAUGCAGCAAUCUCAACCGAACGGUCGCUACAAUCCGAAUAAUCAAUAUAGCACUGAGGGUGGUCCGAAACCCUCGGGAGGACGUCCACCGUAUCAACCCAAACAGCAGUACAACAAUAACUAUGCUACAGCUGGUACUGCUAAUCCUUAUCCCGCUCAGUUGGCCGCAGCUGCUGCGGCGGCUGCCGCCGCUGUUGGCGGAGGACAAACUAUUCCAGCAGCUGGAUUCGCCACAGGCUUCGAUCCACUUGGAGGAGUUCAGGGAACCAUGGGUACAUUCGCGUCAUCGUAUCAGAUUCCAGCUGCGACAGCUUACUAUUCGUAUCCACCUGCAACAGCUCCUCCACCACCUCAAACCCAAGCACCACCGGUGGUUCCUCCGGUUCAACAAGCUGACGACGGGCGACAGAUGGGUUCGUACUCGCCGGCCGGCAUGAUGCCAUGCCAGUUGGUGUCAGUGGAGGAUUAUCCCCAUGGUUGUUAAAGCCUUUAGGGUGGAUAUGAAAGGCAGGAGGAGUAAUGCUUUCGUUUUUUUUUAUUUGAUGGCGUGAUAUGUAUGUAUGAAUGUGGAUGACGGUGAGAUGAACUGUCAGUUGGUAAAAAUUGUUAUUCUCCCGAAUAAUUUUCCUUGUGGAGCAAAAAGGACAACCUCUUGAACAUGGCAAGCUGAAUGAACAGAUGCAGGUGUGUACGAGUUGGGAUAUUGAUUUCACCUUCACUAGAUUGAUCGUGAACGAAAAAAAACAAAAGAAGAAUUAUUUUGUUUAAUAGCUAACAGCUGCAGUUACGUAUUUUUAUUACGAAUGUGUUAUUCAUCAAACAUGUUAUGUACAAACAGCAUUUCUUAAUGAAUACAAAAUGUCGAACAUUAUGUGAGCGUGGAAAGUUUUAGCACAACACUUGUACGCUGUGUUGUGUUGCAGUUUUAGGUAUAUUGAUAACGUAUCUAGUUUUAAAUCUCUCCGAUGGUGUUAAUGCCACUGCUUUUUUUGAAAUAAUGAAAAUGUGCAAAGCAACAACAACAUUCAAGAUAAUUAAAGCUGUAUUCAGCUACCUUGCAGGUUCUAAUUCCUUCUAUUUUUUUGAUGACUUAGUUUAUCAUCGAAUGGCAUCAGAAAUGUAACUCGAUUACGGAAAAUUAUUUCGAUUUAUGAAGCAGGUAUGAGCUAAAUGAUUGCUUUAUUUCUUCCGUUAACUUUACACAGAAAAGUAAAGAAAACUCAUUAAUACGGGCUAUUGCUGUAUAAAAAUGGAAUAUUUAAAGCUUCCUAAUAAAAUUCUACAAAUGAUGCGCAGAGUACAGCAGUAAAAAUUACACCAUUUGGAGUAGAUUAUAAAUUUUUACGUUAGAUAUACGACAGUACGAACCCACUCGUCGUCAAGUUUUGUUUCGUAUAGGGCAAUGUACGAAAUACAUAUGUGAUAUCCAAAAAAACGAAUAUAAGUCGAUCAACCACAGUAUAAAAGUCCGCGUCAACUGUUGCAAUCAAUCAUUGAACAAUUAAAAAAUGAAACUUUCUUAACUACACAUGAUAAGUAAACGGAAAUCACAUUACGUCCUAGUAGGAUGUUUUAUCACACAAAUUGGAAGGUUGAUCGACUUCAUGUAAGCUACAAAUCCUUCGUGAGAACGCGAGCAAAAUAAUAUUACUUGUACUAAACAUUUUCUACAAAUAUGUACGUAAAGCACCAGCGAGUAACCAACACGAAACAUCAUUGCUAUCGUUUUGUGUUAGUGGUGUUUGGUCCAUCGUGCAAUUGCUGCGGUGGUUGCAAUUUACAAAGGUAACCUGAAGCAACACCAUAAGAAAUAAAAUCAGAUAGGCAAACGUAUCAUGUAAAAGGUAGAUUGAUCCAAACAAAAGUUAGAGCAAUAGAGAUGCCGAGCGUUUGAAACUUUUCAUGAGUAUAUCGCGAGAAAACUAUAAAAACGAGACAAACGAAGAAGAAAGUUGAUAAAUAGGGCAAUAGAUAGUCUCCACUAAAGCAAGAGAUAAAGGUAUAUGCGAACGCAGAUAAGGAAAUACAAUCAAUUAUUGAGUAAAGAAAAACAAACACACAAUGAAGGCAAGAGACUUGAAACUUUUUUGUUUUAUUUUCUCAAAUUUGUGAUAUUCAUCGUUUUUAUUGUUCGUUAAGUUAUUAGAGACAUACGCACAUACGCUGACACAUAAAAAACGUAAAAUGCGCGAAUCGAAUAGCCUACGUUUUUAGGAAGUUUUGAAACGAAUUGUGUGAAAGCUCUUUCACAUUCGUCUCUAUCUCAACGUAAACUACGUAGUAAUUUUAGAGGUCACAUUCCUUUAAAACAAACGAUCAUUGUUUAGCUGGGUACGGCAGGGGAUGCUUUCCAAAGAGCCGGCCCUCUUUCCGUACACACACCCAGCUGAGAACAAUGCGUCAUUUUCUCAUUAAUAAAACUCUCACUUCAGUACCUGUCGUUAAAAGGAAAACAAACAAAAAGAGCGCGCGCGAGCAUCCAGGAAAUCUAAUAGUAAAAGAAAACCAGCGAAUGAUUAGAAAGACGAAUUUUAAUUUAAGCAUCAAUCUGAAGAUGAAAUGAGAUAUUGAAACUAUUUCAAAAGAAAUUAUAUAACAUUAAACAAACAGUAAUCAACAGUCGUCAGUUGAGGACAGUAGUAGUAAAACAAGAAAAUCGCGAGCAAAUCAAGGAUUUCCUUCACACAAAUCUAGUCUGAUUCCAUGUUGUUUUAUUUGUAUUUUCUUUAAUAAUAUUUAUCCUGCAUGGGAAAUCCAAAAUGUGAUAAAAACAAAUCGGACAGCCGUUUUGGCGGUUGUGACAUUAUAAAGAUUCUUUAUUUCGUAAAGAAAAAUGAAGAGAUGAGACUUAAAUCUCGUAAAAAAUGCGAAAAGUUCAAAACUAGUAUAACCGAACCUAUGAGUAAUUUAGGAAAACGCGAUCGACACCUGCGCGACAGUACUGUUAGAAUAUUCCUACGUAAGCGAAAACUUGGUGCGUUUUUCCUCUCCAAAGGCUAAACAGUAUUUUCACAUGCAAUUCGCAAACGCAAAUGCUAUUAAAUAACAAUCGAAAACGAUAUUUAAUAGCAUGCUACAUACAAGAACACAAAAAGGAAAGAAACCCAUAACCAAAUUGCCUUUAAUGAACUGUGAUCGAUAUUCAAUCUCUCGUCUCGUUCCUUUUUCUCUCUCUCAUCACUUUGUUGUGUAAAAGAAAAAAAGUAUCGCAACCAAGAGAAGAAACUCAUUUUUACACACUCUCAUUUGUUAUUAUCACUUACAAACUACAUGUUUCGUUAAUUUACAAUGGCUAAUAAGUACUAGAACAAUACAUUCGUGUGUGAUUCGGAGUUGUUUAUACUCUGGCUGACUGAUUAUUGUUGUUUAUAACUACUAGUUAGAAAAUGACAAAAUACAUUUAAUUGACACGAGAAAUGUAUGCCAAAAGUAUUUAUAUUGAUACAAGAGAAAAGGAAACUGAUUAAAUUAUGUUUAAAUCGAAAAAUUAAAAUUCGUCAAAUUGUUCCUAGCAAACCACGUGGUUUAUAUUUUAGUUUUCUUUAAGCUAGAAUCGUUAAACGAAACAAUUCGGUCGAAAUAUCUCAACUAAUUGAGACCCGGUUUACAACCAAACACAAAUGAAAUGCAAUAAAACAAAAAAGUUAACCACCAAACUUUCUUUCAUGGCUGAUGCAGGUACAACAGUUGAAAUUAAAGCUACAAUUGUUGCUUUUUGGAUCAAUUCAGAGAGACCAGAAACAGUAAGAAAUAUAGAAGAAACAGCCAAUCAGUAACAAUUUUUGAUACCGCCCAACCCAAUCAAAAAUUAGUUGAAUGAACAAUUUGCUGUCAGAUUUGUGCUGUUACACUUUUAAUGCUGGUAAAAUUCUGUGAUCCAUGUGAUAGGUAAUAAAAACGACAGCGUGAACGAAUGGGGAAAAACGAAAUUAUUAUCAACUUGAAGAAGAAAAAUCUCGCAACUGUGAAAUGACAAACGCGAAAAUAACAACACAUAAGAUACAAACGAUUCGGGUAACCUUGUAAUAUUGUUGUAUAAUGAGCGGUCGUUCCAAACAGACAACCUAAUUCCCUGAAAACUUCGACCCCUUACAUUCUUUUAAUUUCGGUUACAUUCCCUGGCAUUAUGACCUUUCCGCGUUUCAAACCAAAUUAGUUGAUCCUCUUCCUUCAGCAAUGGUAGUCUUGUUAGAACGACCCAAUACCAGGAAAGGUAGAUCUAUUGAAAGUCAUCCAAUUUUUCCAAAUGUAGGUAAGUCUUGUGCAAAUUUGGUGCGUCAGGAUAGCCGAUGCUAUUGAAUGAUAUAAUCAAUUUUACAAAUGAAACAUAAAAAUGAACGCUCGCCUCUCUAUACACAGAAAACACAUAAAAUCAAGAGACAAACAUAUGUAAAACGAGGAAAAAUCUGAUGGAAACAAAAAAACGGGAAGAACACUUUUUAUUUACAUACAUAAGGAGAAGGUAUCUUUUUUUCGUUGUGAUGCUGUUUUUCACAAGAAUACAGACAUUUUUUGUAACCCGCAGUGAAAGUUUAUAUAACGUUAGAAAAAUAUUUUUUAAAAAUGCAUAAAAAUCGUAUCACAUGGUGUGUUGAUUUGAUGAACACGACGAGGCACGAAGGGGUGAAACAAUAGUAUGCUUUCGAACACAAAGAAGUACCGUUACAGCGCUCCUUGAGAAUACGUCAACGGACUGCAGCAUGCAAAACGUAGACCCCUUUUGGCUUCUAUUACUAUUACUACACACAGAUACUGCUUAGAGAAAUAAAAUAUAUGAAGUUCUUUAAUGUAACCGUUUAAUGAACUGUAGGAAACUAAUAAAAUCUAUCAUAUUUAAUGGGCAAA
This is a messenger RNA of Wyeomyia smithii (pitcher-plant mosquito), 7801 nucleotides long. RefSeq lists its product as uncharacterized. The coding region runs from base 630 to 3440 and encodes 936 amino acids. The record is from RefSeq and is a predicted model, not a curated record. Gene Ontology annotation, cellular component: ribonucleoprotein complex; nucleus; cytoplasm. The transcript is spliced from 5 exons. Gene Ontology annotation, molecular function: RNA binding; RNA helicase activity; ATP binding. Lineage: Eukaryota; Metazoa; Arthropoda; Insecta; Diptera; Culicidae.